GGAAGUUGGAAGAGCCUCGUUUUCAUGCACAGUCUAUAUCUUUUACUGAGCCAUUUUAAGCAAAUACAAUUGUUCUCCCACAUCUUCGUUGGAAACUCCGAGCCUCAUGGAACGUUUUCCUCUUUCUCUCUCUCAUUCUCUCGCCUCACAAACAACAAACUUUCUCUUCCCUCUCAACAAAAACCAAACUUCAACUCCCAUUUUUCUCUUUUGGGUCCCUCCAAUCGUCGGCAUUCCCAAUUCAACAAUCUUCAAACCUCAAUUUCCGGUGCAUGGGCAAACAAAAAGGGUAGGAAUUCUUAAGUUCCUUAAUGGAACUACGUUGCAGGUUCCUUUUUAGGACCAUGUAUACAAGAAAUAUCAUGUGAUCAUAGUGAUAUCAAUGGUGGUGAUGAACAUUCAUGUUCCUCUUAUGAUUGUUAAUGAAGGGAUUGUAUAGAUUCCCAGGAAAUUUGUUGGUUGUCCAUCAUAAUUAUACAAGUUUCUCUGCUGACUUCAAAUUUUUUUAGAGGGAUUUAGUAAUUAUGUCACAUUCAGAAUAUGGUAAUUAAGACGGUGGAUGACAUAUGAGAAAUUUAGGCUGUUUAAGGUUUGGAAACUCUUUGUGUUGGAUAGGUUGUUACCUGGAAUUUUGGCUUUGAAGUGAAAGGAUAGAGGAUUUAUCUGUUUGACUUUGUGUCUCAAAUGGGUAAUUUACAAUAGGACAAAAACUAGCACUGGUUAAACGUGGUUAAAUGUUGAGAACUCAAUGCUGUAGCGCAAAAAUGUUUGUAUGAAGCUAACUAUAUGAUCAUACAACACCAUGAGCAAUGAGGAUCACGGUGUUUCAGGCAAGCAAUAUAUAGAUGCGGUGAGUGUUGGUUUAAGUGACAGAAUCCCUUCUGAUGAUGAUGCAGACUAUAUAUGUCUACAGACGGGUGAAGAAUUUUCUGCCGAGUUCUUACGUGAUCGGGUUGCCUCAAGGAAAUUUCCUGUCAUUACUGAUGCAGACCAGCAUCUGCCAAACAGGUUGGAUGCUAAUAUUAGAGAAAAUAGUCAUCAACUGGUUUAUGAGGAUCUAAAGCAUGUUCUUGGGCUAAGGAGAACAGAAUCUGAUAGUAACUCAGAUUUGUUGGAGAUUGCUUCAGUCAGAGGAUAUGUUGAUGAAGUUGACGGCAGGGCUUAUCCUAAUAAUUUGAACAGAUACCAGUGUGAACACAGCGGUUUCAGACAAGCAUCAGGUACAUUUUCUAGACAACUGUCAGGUAAAUUUUCUGAGGGAAAUGGUUGUGAUCAAGUUAAUUCAGGACCCAAUGCUCCAUCUGUUUACGUCGUUGAGUCUCCUCAUUCAUGCCAUCCUUAUGGAUCAGUAUUCUCAGAAGGUUCUUUCUAUAAGAAGAUAAAGUUUCUGUGUAGCUUUGGAGGUAGAAUACUACCAAGACCAAAUGACGGGAAGCUCAGGUAUGUGGGUGGAGAGACACGGAUAAUAUCAAUCAGGAAGAACAUAAAAUGGGAGGAACUUAUGAGGAAGACUUCUGCUAUUUGCAGUCAAACUCACAUUAUCAAGUACCAGCUUCCUGGAGAAGAUCUUGAUGCUCUUAUAUCUGUUUGUUCCAAUGAGGAUCUUCAUCAUAUGAUCGAGGAAUAUGAAGAGCUUGAAAGAGCUGGAGGCUCUCAAUGGCUGAGGAUUUUUCUCAUACCUUCAAAUGAAUGUGAGAGUCCAAGUUCAAAUGAAGCAAGAGUCAAUCAGCCAAGUGAUGCAGAUUAUCAUUAUGUUGUUGCUGUUAAUGGUAUGCUGAAUCCAAGUCCACAAAAGAAUUCCAAUGGGCUGAGUUUGGCAAACCAUACUAGUCAGUUUGGAAAUACCACUGAUUACAACAGUCCACAUUUCUAUAGAGACUCAUCCACAUCUGCAUUUGCUUCAGAGAUGAAGGAUUGCACCCCAACUUCUCCAAAUUUGGUAGGCAUACUCUCAAAACCUGGUUCUCAAUAUUUUACAGCCUUAGCAGGCAAGUCAGUCAAUCAAAUGUCUCCUUUAUCUCCCGCUUGUGUACAGCCUACAGAUCCCAAAAUUUCUAAUGUACAGAUAUUUAAGGAUAAACCAUAUAAUGCUAUCAAUGAAAGCAUCACUCCCUUUGUUACGGAAAAAGUUCCAUGCAACAAUUCUUUGUAUGUAGACAAUACCAAUUAUAUUGAUCCAGUUGCAUACCAUAAUAACCAAUAUAUAGUGAAAUCUGACCUGAUUAGGAAACCUGGCAAGAAUCUUCAUCUUCACAGACGGAACAACAGCAGUAAUGAGUUUGUCUCUUCUACGGCAUGUAGUCUAACUGACUUGAUUUUCGAGAGACCUUUAGUCACCAAUGAAGGUUCAUAUCAUUUUAACAAGGUUGUCUCUCGUCCUCAUGAGUCGUCGAGUUUAUUCUCAGAGUCUGAUGUUAGAGAGGGGUCUCGGAACAGAAUGUUGCAUGCACAUUCUGACUCAACACUUAAGGAGAAUGAUGAGAACUAUAAAGUUCACUUGCAAUUUCCCCUUAGCGUAGAGAGAGACAAUUUUCCAUCAUUGAAAAAUUCAUGUUCUUUAGAAGAAUGUUCAAUACAGCCUGGAAAGACAAUUGAUAGGAAAGAACACUCAGCAAAGUAUCAAAAUUUGCCCAUUUUUGGAAUGACGGAUAGUUUUAAUGUGUCAGAAAAGGGUAAAGAGAUCUUGCAACAUGCAGAUAACAGCAAUGAUUUCUUUAAUGAAAAUGUUGGAGCUAUGUCACAAGACAAUUCCAUAGAUUUAAAACAUUUACAGUACAUUUACACCCCACAUGGUGUUUGCUCAUCUUCACCAGAUUUCCAAAGCAGUGAAUGCAAUUUAUCUACUGCAUCAUCUAUCUCUUUGGAAUCCACAAGAAACCUGAGGGGGCAACCACAUGGUCUAUCAUUAGACAGAACUGCUUCUGAGUUUUCCACGAGGAGCCAAAAUUCAUCAAUGCAUCACCAAUAUGCUAUGCCGGAGACAAAAGACGGUCAACCACUUUUUCCUGGCUCUUUUGAGUCCCAAACUGAGAGAGGGUCUAUACUACCUAUCUCAUAUAUGGACAUGGGUUCUUCCCUAAGAGAGGUUGUUAUCCCUGUUGAAGAUCCUGCAUACAACCUGCACCAAAAGGAACAAAACACAGUCAUUAAGAAUCAGUGUUCUGAAUAUAUCAAUGAAUUCUGUGUCAACAAGCCUGUGCCAGAAUCAGUGGCUGUUGUCAAGGGAGCAAUGGAUUAUAUUUCUUCAGGUAUCCAGUCAUGCCUAAAAGAUGUCUCAAAUGUAGAUGAAGAGGCUGAAGUUGAACCUACAUCUCCUGAAAAGGAAGGGAUAGAAUGUGAUAAUCCAGAAUCUGAAAGUAAGCAUGCAGAAUCUGAUAGUGGAAACGUCAACAAACCUAUGGGUGAUAGAGCAACUGCUGAAACAGAGGCUGAAGUUUAUGGUUUACAGAAUAUUGAGAAUGCUGAUCUUGAAGAAUUGCAAGAGUUAGGAUCUGGAACAUUUGGAACUGUUUAUCAUGGAAAGUGGAGGGGAACAGAUGUUGCAAUUAAGAGAAUAAAAAGUAGUUGUUUCUCUGGUAGAUUGUCAGAGCAAGAGCGGUUGACUAAAGAUUUUUGGAGAGAGGCACAGAUUCUGUCAACUCUUCACCAUCCAAAUGUGGUAGCAUUUUAUGGGGUAGUUCCAGAUGGCCCAGGUGGAACAUUGGCAACAGUAACCGAAUACAUGGUGCAUGGAUCACUGAGGAAUGUUCUCACGAAGAAGGAUAGGCAUGCAAUUUAUCACUCUUACUUUUCUGCCGAGUUCUUACGUGAUCGGGUUGCCUCAAGGAAAUUUCCUGUCAUUACUGAUGCAGACCAGCAUCUGCCAAACAGGUUGGAUGCUAAUAUUAGAGAAAAUAGUCAUCAACUGGUUUAUGAGGAUCUAAAGCAUGUUCUUGGGCUAAGGAGAACAGAAUCUGAUAGUAACUCAGAUUUGUUGGAGAUUGCUUCAGUCAGAGGAUAUGUUGAUGAAGUUGACGGCAGGGCUUAUCCUAAUAAUUUGAACAGAUACCAGUGUGAACACAGCGGUUUCAGACAAGCAUCAGGUACAUUUUCUAGACAACUGUCAGGUAAAUUUUCUGAGGGAAAUGGUUGUGAUCAAGUUAAUUCAGGACCCAAUGCUCCAUCUGUUUACGUCGUUGAGUCUCCUCAUUCAUGCCAUCCUUAUGGAUCAGUAUUCUCAGAAGGUUCUUUCUAUAAGAAGAUAAAGUUUCUGUGUAGCUUUGGAGGUAGAAUACUACCAAGACCAAAUGACGGGAAGCUCAGGUAUGUGGGUGGAGAGACACGGAUAAUAUCAAUCAGGAAGAACAUAAAAUGGGAGGAACUUAUGAGGAAGACUUCUGCUAUUUGCAGUCAAACUCACAUUAUCAAGUACCAGCUUCCUGGAGAAGAUCUUGAUGCUCUUAUAUCUGUUUGUUCCAAUGAGGAUCUUCAUCAUAUGAUCGAGGAAUAUGAAGAGCUUGAAAGAGCUGGAGGCUCUCAAUGGCUGAGGAUUUUUCUCAUACCUUCAAAUGAAUGUGAGAGUCCAAGUUCAAAUGAAGCAAGAGUCAAUCAGCCAAGUGAUGCAGAUUAUCAUUAUGUUGUUGCUGUUAAUGGUAUGCUGAAUCCAAGUCCACAAAAGAAUUCCAAUGGGCUGAGUUUGGCAAACCAUACUAGUCAGUUUGGAAAUACCACUGAUUACAACAGUCCACAUUUCUAUAGAGACUCAUCCACAUCUGCAUUUGCUUCAGAGAUGAAGGAUUGCACCCCAACUUCUCCAAAUUUGGUAGGCAUACUCUCAAAACCUGGUUCUCAAUAUUUUACAGCCUUAGCAGGCAAGUCAGUCAAUCAAAUGUCUCCUUUAUCUCCCGCUUGUGUACAGCCUACAGAUCCCAAAAUUUCUAAUGUACAGAUAUUUAAGGAUAAACCAUAUAAUGCUAUCAAUGAAAGCAUCACUCCCUUUGUUACGGAAAAAGUUCCAUGCAACAAUUCUUUGUAUGUAGACAAUACCAAUUAUAUUGAUCCAGUUGCAUACCAUAAUAACCAAUAUAUAGUGAAAUCUGACCUGAUUAGGAAACCUGGCAAGAAUCUUCAUCUUCACAGACGGAACAACAGCAGUAAUGAGUUUGUCUCUUCUACGGCAUGUAGUCUAACUGACUUGAUUUUCGAGAGACCUUUAGUCACCAAUGAAGGUUCAUAUCAUUUUAACAAGGUUGUCUCUCGUCCUCAUGAGUCGUCGAGUUUAUUCUCAGAGUCUGAUGUUAGAGAGGGGUCUCGGAACAGAAUGUUGCAUGCACAUUCUGACUCAACACUUAAGGAGAAUGAUGAGAACUAUAAAGUUCACUUGCAAUUUCCCCUUAGCGUAGAGAGAGACAAUUUUCCAUCAUUGAAAAAUUCAUGUUCUUUAGAAGAAUGUUCAAUACAGCCUGGAAAGACAAUUGAUAGGAAAGAACACUCAGCAAAGUAUCAAAAUUUGCCCAUUUUUGGAAUGACGGAUAGUUUUAAUGUGUCAGAAAAGGGUAAAGAGAUCUUGCAACAUGCAGAUAACAGCAAUGAUUUCUUUAAUGAAAAUGUUGGAGCUAUGUCACAAGACAAUUCCAUAGAUUUAAAACAUUUACAGUACAUUUACACCCCACAUGGUGUUUGCUCAUCUUCACCAGAUUUCCAAAGCAGUGAAUGCAAUUUAUCUACUGCAUCAUCUAUCUCUUUGGAAUCCACAAGAAACCUGAGGGGGCAACCACAUGGUCUAUCAUUAGACAGAACUGCUUCUGAGUUUUCCACGAGGAGCCAAAAUUCAUCAAUGCAUCACCAAUAUGCUAUGCCGGAGACAAAAGACGGUCAACCACUUUUUCCUGGCUCUUUUGAGUCCCAAACUGAGAGAGGGUCUAUACUACCUAUCUCAUAUAUGGACAUGGGUUCUUCCCUAAGAGAGGUUGUUAUCCCUGUUGAAGAUCCUGCAUACAACCUGCACCAAAAGGAACAAAACACAGUCAUUAAGAAUCAGUGUUCUGAAUAUAUCAAUGAAUUCUGUGUCAACAAGCCUGUGCCAGAAUCAGUGGCUGUUGUCAAGGGAGCAAUGGAUUAUAUUUCUUCAGGUAUCCAGUCAUGCCUAAAAGAUGUCUCAAAUGUAGAUGAAGAGGCUGAAGUUGAACCUACAUCUCCUGAAAAGGAAGGGAUAGAAUGUGAUAAUCCAGAAUCUGAAAGUAAGCAUGCAGAAUCUGAUAGUGGAAACGUCAACAAACCUAUGGGUGAUAGAGCAACUGCUGAAACAGAGGCUGAAGUUUAUGGUUUACAGAAUAUUGAGAAUGCUGAUCUUGAAGAAUUGCAAGAGUUAGGAUCUGGAACAUUUGGAACUGUUUAUCAUGGAAAGUGGAGGGGAACAGAUGUUGCAAUUAAGAGAAUAAAAAGUAGUUGUUUCUCUGGUAGAUUGUCAGAGCAAGAGCGGUUGACUAAAGAUUUUUGGAGAGAGGCACAGAUUCUGUCAACUCUUCACCAUCCAAAUGUGGUAGCAUUUUAUGGGGUAGUUCCAGAUGGCCCAGGUGGAACAUUGGCAACAGUAACCGAAUACAUGGUGCAUGGAUCACUGAGGAAUGUUCUCACGAAGAAGGAUAGAGUGCUUGACCGUCGUAAAAGGCUCCUGAUUGCAAUGGAUGCAGCCUUUGGGAUGGAAUAUUUGCAUUUGAAAAAUAUUGUUCAUUUUGAUUUGAAGUGUGAUAAUUUACUUGUCAAUCUGGGCGAUCUUGAACGACCUGUAUGUAAGGUUGGAGAUUUUGGCCUAUCCCGAAUUAAACGCAACACACUUGUUUCCGGUGGUGUUAGAGGAACCCUUCCAUGGAUGGCACCUGAGUUACUGGAUGGUAACAGUUGUAGGGUAUCUGAGAAGGUUGAUAUUUUCUCAUUUGGCAUUGCAAUGUGGGAAAUCUUGACCGGGGAAGAACCAUAUUCUAACAUGCACUGUGGCGCUAUCAUAGGUGGUAUUGUCAAUAAUACGCUCAGGCCUCCGAUUCCAAAACGAUGCGAUUCCGAGUGGAAAAAGCUGAUGGAAGAAUGCUGGAGUCCCGAUCCUGCAGCCAGGCCAACCUUCACAGAAAUUACAAACAGGCUUCGCAGCAUGUCAGAUUCACUGCCCAAAAAGAGACAUAACAUUGUAAAACGAUGAAAUGAAACUCACAUUUUUUUUCUUGUAAAUUAAUGAAUGCAAAUACCAAACAAAGAAAGAUGAAAAGAGUUGUUCAAGUUGGCGCAGCAUUGUUUGUAUAGAAACCGUAGUGUAGAGGUAUAAGCUGAAAAUGAGUAAAAUCCUUUUUAUUUAUA
This is a messenger RNA of Glycine soja, 7329 nucleotides long. RefSeq lists its product as uncharacterized. Gene Ontology annotation, cellular component: cytoplasm. The transcript has 15 exons. Gene Ontology annotation, molecular function: protein binding; protein kinase activity; ATP binding. The coding region runs from base 803 to 7174 and encodes 2123 amino acids. Lineage: Eukaryota; Viridiplantae; Streptophyta; Magnoliopsida; Fabales; Fabaceae. Gene Ontology annotation, biological process: protein phosphorylation; signal transduction. The record is from RefSeq and is a predicted model, not a curated record.